AUGGAGCAAUCAAUGCCGUUGUGGUUAAGUAGUUUUGAAGAAGAAAUUGAUACAUACAUUUUUAUCUCAUCACGAGAUAACAAAUUAUAUUUAGGUAUCUUAAGAACAUAUGAUCAGCAUGGCAACAUAUUCUUAACUCAUUGUGUUGAAAAAAUUAUAGUUGCAGAAAAAAAUUAUUUUUCUGAUGUAUAUGUUGGAAACUUAAUAAUUAGAGGAGACAAUAUUGCAUACUUUGGUUCAGUAGAUGAAGAAAAAUACUCUAAGAUAUUUGACUAUUCUCAAAAAAACAGAAAUGAAAAUGAUUUAGAUAAUGAAGAAAUAAAUGUACCAAAUCAAAAAGAAGCUUCAAAUGAAAGUGUGACUCUUCAGUAUAAACCAGUUAAUCAUAUUUUGAAAUUUAUAACAGAAAAUAAUAAUGAUUCUAUUUUUGAAAAUUAA
Molecule: messenger RNA, 438 nt
Organism: Plasmodium relictum
Lineage: Eukaryota; Apicomplexa; Aconoidasida; Haemosporida; Plasmodiidae
Gene: LSM1
Product: U6 snRNA-associated Sm-like protein LSm1, putative
Exons: 3
Coding region: 1-438 (145 amino acids)
Biological process (GO): deadenylation-dependent decapping of nuclear-transcribed mRNA
Cellular component (GO): P-body; Lsm1-7-Pat1 complex
Molecular function (GO): RNA cap binding
Source: RefSeq, a predicted model, not a curated record